GUACCACUCUGGCGCUCCAGAGGCGGCCUCUUGUGCGAUCCAGGGCGCGCAGGGCUGGGAGAGCGCCCCGGGGCCCCUGCUCUCCACGCCAGAGGUUGGAAGAGGGUGGGUCGCCGCCGCCUGAGGGCGAGAGCGCCAGAGGAGCGGGAAGAAGGAGCGCUAGCCCGCCCGCCUGCCUCCUCGCUGCCUCCCCGGCACUGGCUCUCUGGACUCCUAGGCUUGCUGGCUGCUCCUCCCACCCGCGCCCGCCUCCUCACUCGCCUCUUCGUUCGCCGGGGCUGCUUUCCAAGCCCGGCGGUGCGCCCGGGCGAGUGCGGGGCGAGGGGCCCGGGGCCAGCACCCAGCAGGGGGCGGGGGUCUGGGCAGAGCGCGGCAGGCCGGGGAGGGGCCAUGUCUGGCGCGGGCGCAGCGGGGCCCGUCUGCAGCAAGUGACCGAGCGGCGCGAACGGCCGCCUGCCCCUUCUGCCACCUGGGGCGGUGCGGGCCCGGAGCCCGAAGCCCGGAGCCCGGGUCGCGCGUAGAGCCGGCGCGAUGCACGUGCGCUCGCUGCGCGCUGCGGCGCCGCACAGCUUCGUGGCGCUCUGGGCACCCCUGUUCCUGCUGCGCUCCGCCCUGGCCGACUUCAGCCUGGACAACGAGGUGCACUCGAGCUUCAUCCAUCGGCGCCUCCGCAGCCAGGAGCGGCGGGAGAUGCAGCGCGAGAUCCUCUCCAUUUUGGGCUUGCCCCACCGCCCGCGCCCGCACCUCCAGGGCAAGCACAACUCGGCGCCCAUGUUCAUGCUGGACCUGUACAACGCCAUGGCGGUGGAGGAGGGCGGCGGGCCCGGCGGCCAGGGCUUCUCCUACCCCUACAAGGCCGUCUUCAGCACCCAGGGCCCCCCUCUGGCCAGCUUGCAAGAUAGCCAUUUCCUCACCGACGCCGACAUGGUCAUGAGCUUCGUCAACCUCGGUAAGGGCAGGCGGGGGUACGCGUCUCUGUUCGGGGGCACUUUGAAACCGGGAGGGAGGGAGCCGCUUCUUCUAUACAGCCCGCCCAGCUUUCUGCUCCUGGUUGAAAUCGCAGUGCCUGCCCGAGGGUCUCCCACCCACGGCCCUAUGGCUCCCAAGCUGUGUGCGCCUCCAGGUCUGGCGCGCUGGGCUCG
This is a messenger RNA of Mandrillus leucophaeus (drill), 1142 nucleotides long. Its product is annotated as bone morphogenetic protein 7-like. The record is from RefSeq and is a predicted model, not a curated record. Lineage: Eukaryota; Metazoa; Chordata; Mammalia; Primates; Cercopithecidae. The transcript has a single exon. The annotation marks the transcript as partial.